Rhinichthys klamathensis goyatoka is the source of this 1808-nucleotide messenger RNA. RefSeq names its product abhydrolase domain containing 18 (gene abhd18). The coding region runs from base 170 to 1564 and encodes 464 amino acids. The record is from RefSeq and is a predicted model, not a curated record. The transcript has 13 exons. NCBI's taxonomy places the organism in Eukaryota, Metazoa, Chordata, Actinopteri, Cypriniformes, Leuciscidae.
GCCGAUCAUGAGCGUAGAAGAAGAGUUACUACUUCCGGCAGUGAGUUGAACGCUGGGAUGGCGCUGCACCAUCAAAUGGAAUUCGCCCUCUGUCAUGUGCACUGAUCCAGUUUCUUCAGAGAAACACACAUCUCCGUCCUUUUAGCACGAGAAGAAUGUUUUUUUGUCAAUGGGUGUGAGUCGGCUUGAUGUUCUGUACAGAAGGCUUCUCCUCACCAAACUCUUCAUCCAAGGAUGGGGGAAGCCAGAGGACCUGAAAAGAAUAUUUGAGUUCCGGAAGAUUAUUGGCAACAGGGAGAGGUGCAAAGAUCUGGUACAGAGGGACUACCCAAUAUUUAUUGACAAAGUAGAAGAUCAAUCAGAUUGCAAAAUUCACAACGGUCAUUUCAUAUCGCCACUGGAGCACUUUGUCCCGGGCAUCUUGCCAGCCGAGUCCGUCAAAGCCCGAUUCCAGUUCAUUGUACCUAAGAAAUGGAAGAGGCACAGACCAGUCUGUAUUCACCUGGCUGGAACAGGAGACCAUUUUUUCUGGAGAAGGCGAACACUAAUGGCCAGGCCGAUGGUUAAAGAAUCAGGGAUGGCAUCUCUUCUGUUGGAGAAUCCUUAUUAUGGAUACAGGAAACCUAAAGACCAACUUCGCUCCAGUCUGAAGAACGUAUCAGACCUGUUUGUGAUGGGUGGAGCACUGAUCCUGGAGUCCGCUGUGCUGUUACACUGGCUGGAGCGAGAGGGUUUCUGGCCGCUGGGCAUGACUGGCAUUUCUAUGGGCGGACAUAUGGCAUCAUUAGCUGUAACCAACUGGCCCAAACCAAUUCCGCUCAUACCUUGUUUAUCCUGGACGACUGCUUCAAGUGUUUUUACCACAGGUGUUUUAAGUCGAGCCGUGAACUGGAGAGAACUGGAAAAGCAGUAUGCAGCUCACACAGUCUAUGAGCAAGAAAUCAUCAGUAUGCUGGAGUAUUGUGGGACAGACUCUUUCCGUAUGGGCCAGGAAUUCGUAAAAAAUGCCCCAGGCAGCUUUGACAGUCUCUCUGACCUGGAUCUUGGCCAUGACCUUCUUGACCUCCACUCGCCAGAGAGGGACCAGCAGAUGGGGCAGCGCUCCUCGUGUUCUCAGCCCGGGACUGGAGGUCACGCGGCAGACUCAGCCCUGCUGAUGGGGCGAAGAGAGAGAGAUGGACUAGAUCAGAUGCUAUCCGCUGUGAGCAGCAGCGGGCCUCAUUUGGACAUGCUACAUGCUAAGAACAUCACCUACGGGACCGGCCAGCGGCAGUCGCUGCAGCGGGAGUCUUUCUGCUUCAUGAAGGGAGUGAUGGACGAAUGCACACACAUCGCCAAUUUUUCAGUGCCUGUGGAUCCCAGUCUGAUCAUUAUAGUCCAGGCAAAGGAAGACGCUUAUAUUCCCCGCACUGGAGUACGCAGCUUACAGGAGAUCUGGCCUGGCUGUGAGGUUCGCUACCUCAAAGGAGGUCACAUCAGCGCCUACCUUUUCAAACAAAGGCUGUUUCGGCAAGCGAUUUACGACGCCUACGACCGGUUUCUUCACAAGUAUUCCAGCUUAUAGCCAUGGAUUUUUUGGGACUCAGCACUGACAAGAAUUUUGAAAGUAUGUGGAGAUGGAGAACACUGAAUGUGAUGUGUGAUUUUUACAGAAGACUGUGUAAAUGUAACCAAAGGGAGGCAGUGUGCAGCGGUUGUAGUGACAGAACUGUGUUACUCUGUGUGGUACACCUCAAAACUCACAGUGACCUAAAGCUAACUUACAUGUGCUCAACCCAUACAAAACCUUGUCUUCCUGACCUCACUGC